GUGAGAGCGAGGGAGGGAGACUGAAGAAGAAGAAGAAAGACGGGGCUCACAGAGAGUUCAGUGUUUCAGCACCGAGGAGCCUCAGCGUAGCAGAGUGAGGGCUGACCGGAGCCGGACCUGACGGGAUGCUGUGAGGAAGGGAGAACGCCCAGCGAUGGAGCUGAAGGACGGCGGCAGGCGGCCGCAGAUGCUCAGAAUGGACGACCAGGACAGAGUGAGCCAGGCGUCCAGUGUGGCUACGAUUUCUUACUUUCCUGUCAUUAAGGAAAGUGAUGGGAAGGUGCAGACGUUUGGGAAAAGAUGCCAGGCUGCUAAAAGAGACCCCAACUGUCCGGUGGUCAUCAGGGGCUGGCUCAACAAAAAGGACAGCUCUGGUCUGAAGCUGUGGAAGAGGCGGUGGUUCGUCCUCUCCAACUACUGUCUGUAUUACUACAAAGACAGCAGAGAAGAAACCGUGUUGGGAAGCAUCCCGCUGCCCAGCUACAAAAUCCUGUUCUGCACGCCGCGAGAAUGCAAGAACCGGAAGUUCACCUUCAAGGUGGUGCACCAGGGGAUGCGCUCAUAUUUCUUCAGCGCUGACACUCAGGAGGACAUGUUGGGUUGGGUUCGAGCCCUGAGCCAAUCAGCUGCGAUGGAGCCAGACAGCACCAUGAACAGGCGUUGCUCGAGUUAUCAAGAUUUUACGCAGCUUGGUGGCAGCAGUGAGUCCAUGGACUUCCCCAGAUCGCCCACAGAGNACUCCAUGCAGAAAGACCGGGACCUGGAAGGUUUCCAGGCUGAGAAGCGCUGA
Messenger RNA from Poecilia reticulata (guppy), 790 nucleotides. The record is from RefSeq and is a predicted model, not a curated record. Lineage: Eukaryota; Metazoa; Chordata; Actinopteri; Cyprinodontiformes; Poeciliidae.